Molecule: messenger RNA, 207 nt
Organism: Eimeria mitis
Lineage: Eukaryota; Apicomplexa; Conoidasida; Eucoccidiorida; Eimeriidae
Exons: 1
Coding region: 1-207 (68 amino acids)
Source: RefSeq, a predicted model, not a curated record
AUGGUGGUGCUGCUGCUGCUGGUGGUGAUGGUGCUGGUGCUGGUGAUGGUGGUGGUUGUGGUGGUUUUGGUGUUGUUGCUGCUGCUGCUGCUGCUGCUGCAGGAGCAGCAGGAGCAGGAGCAGCAGCAGCAGCAGCAGGAGCAGCAGCAGGAGCAGCAGCAGCAGCAGCAGCAGCAGCAGCAGCAGCAGGGGUAUCGUCUGAGAUGA